AUGGCUUCCGACGACGCAAGAGCCCCCAACAAUGAGCAGUUCAGGCUCUCGAACUUGUUCAAUGUUAAGGAUAAAAUCGCCCUUGUGACCGGUGGGGCCAGCGGGAUUGGCUUGAUGGCAGUUCAAGCACUCGCCGUGAACGGAGCUAAGGUCUACGUCGCUGGCCGUACUGAGGAGAAGCUCGAGACUGUGGCGAAGACGUACAGCCAAGACAUCUCAGGUCAAAUCAUCCCCAUCGCUGCGGACAUCACCAAAAAGGCCGAUGUGGCCAUGCUGUACGACGAAAUAUCGCAGAAGGAGAAACAUCUCGAUAUCUUGAUCAACAACGCUGGCAUAAGCACCGCCACCUUCAAUACCGAGGCCGGUAGCGCAGAGGAGCUCAAGAAGGCUCUCUUCGACAAUGAAAAGGCAACAUACGAAGACUGGGAUGCCGUUUACAGAACGAACGUUUCGCAGAUCUACUUCAUGACGACCGCGUUCCUUCCGCUGCUGCAGCGUGCCUCAGAGAGCCAGCACGGAUGGUCAGCAGCUGUCAUCAACAUCAGCUCCAUCUCGGGACAGGUCAAGACGACGCAGCAUCACCCGCAGUACAAUGCGAGCAAAGCAGCUGCGAUUCAUCUCACGCGUAUGCUGGCGAACGAGAUUCAGACGAACGGGCUCAAGAUCCGCGUCAAUGAUAUCGCGCCUGGCGUAUUCCCGUCCGAGAUGACGACUGGAGGUGAGAGCGGUGCUAACCAGAAAUCUCACAUUCCCAAAGAGCAGCAUGAGGGCAAGACUCCAGCUGCCCGUCCCGGCAACGAUCGCGACAUGGCGAGCACUGUCCUCUUCGUCGCCAGCAACAACUUCUUGAACGGACAGACCAUUACCGUCGAUGGAGGGUACACCUUGUCGUCCGGACGGUAA
Messenger RNA from Zasmidium cellare ATCC 36951, 903 nucleotides. RefSeq lists its product as uncharacterized. Bases 1 to 903 code for a protein of 300 amino acids. The transcript has 3 exons. Gene Ontology annotation, molecular function: oxidoreductase activity. The record is from RefSeq and is a predicted model, not a curated record. NCBI's taxonomy places the organism in Eukaryota, Fungi, Ascomycota, Dothideomycetes, Mycosphaerellales, Mycosphaerellaceae.